AUGCCGAGUAGUACAGCGACGAUGGUGGGUUCAUCGAGCUCAUGGUCUCUGGCGUUGGUGCGAAUCUCUCCGUACACAUUCUCCGCCAUCGGAAUCGCAAUCGCCAUAGGUGUUUCUGUUCUCGGCGCUGCUUGGGGAAUAUAUAUAACCGGAAGUAGUUUGAUUGGAGCUGCUAUUAAAGCCCCCAGAAUCACAUCCAAAAAUCUUAUCAGUGUAAUUUUCUGUGAGGCUGUUGCUAUUUAUGGAGUCAUUGUGGCUAUCAUUCUUCAAACAAAGCUAGAAAGUGUCUCCUCAUCCAAUAUUUAUGAACCUGAGUCCCUCAGAGCAGGAUAUGCCAUCUUUGCCUCAGGAAUAAUAGUGGGCUUUGCAAAUCUUUUCUGCGGGUUAUGUGUUGGAAUAAUUGGAAGUAGCUGUGCUUUGUCUGAUGCUCAAAACUCUUCACUUUUUGUUAAGAUCCUUGUGAUUGAGAUCUUUGGUAGUGCACUUGGAUUGUUUGGCGUGAUCGUGGGGAUAAUCAUGUCAGCUCAAGCAACAUGGCCAUCUACGAUAGGGUGA
This is a messenger RNA of Ilex paraguariensis (yerba mate), 555 nucleotides long. NCBI's taxonomy places the organism in Eukaryota, Viridiplantae, Streptophyta, Magnoliopsida, Aquifoliales, Aquifoliaceae. The record is from the annotation of a GenBank genome assembly.